GUUAUGGAUAUCAAGAACGAAGUAGAAAUAUUGCUUAACCAAGUGAGGGCGCCAUACCGAUGUGAAACGUGUUCUAAAGAGUUUAUAUGGAUGAACCAAUUGAAAUACCACAUGAAAUUACAUGCCGUACAGUACCGGUGUAGAAAAUGCGACGAUACUUAUACAAACAGAAACGAUCUGCAACAUCAUAUGGAAACACGCAUUGGCCAGCAAUCGUACCAAUGUGGCGAGUGUGAGAAAAGCUUCACCAAGAGAAACGCCCUCGAUCGUCACAGCGUCUCACACAUACACAUGUGCCAUCUUAAAGUACACAUGCGGCUUCAUACCGGUGACAAACCAUACACAUGUGAAUUCUGUGGAAAGUCUUUCACUCACAAAGUCAGCCUAAUCAACCACACGGGACCACGCUUUUGUAAAACAUUUGUACACAUUUAA
Molecule: messenger RNA, 435 nt
Organism: Saccoglossus kowalevskii
Lineage: Eukaryota; Metazoa; Hemichordata; Enteropneusta; Harrimaniidae
Source: RefSeq, a predicted model, not a curated record